UCGUCUGCACAAAAAAAAAAAUUAAAAUAAAGUAAACAUCAACUGCAACGCAAACAAAUCGAAAAAUAGUCGUGAUUGGUUAAAAUGAUGCGUCCAGAAGUAGUGGACAUAAUAUCAGCAUGUAGAUUAUGUUUGUCUAUGUCGCCAGACAAUUCAGAGAUAUUCCAAAACUUGAAACCUUCCAAAUCUCUUGCCUUCGCCUUACCUCAGCUAAUUUCUGGUUGUGUUGGUUUUGAGAUAAGUCAGUGUGAAGAACUGCCAUCAAAAAUAUGCAACAUGUGUCUUCAAGAAGUGAAUCGAUGGGCUGCUUUCCAGGCUAAAUGCCAAUCUAUCAAUGGAGUUUUGUCAAAAGUUGUGUACCAAAAGUGUACUCUCUUCACCAUUGAUUCAAAACUUAAGAUGAUUGAAAAUCCACACCCUAAAAGACUGCUACUUCCUAAAACAACUGCAGUAAGUGAUAUUUCAACUAUUAAUGUUCCCCAAGAAAAUGAUUUAAACCUGGUGUCAAGCUCAAAGAAAAAAUCAAAAUCAAAACAAAUUUUGGAUAAAGACUCCAACAGUACAACAAUCAAGCAUCAAAAACAUAAGGCAUUAAAAAUUAACAUCACCUCAAAAAGUGCUCCCUUGAAAGACGAUGAAGCAAAUAAUUUGGAGCCCAAGACUGGUGUCUUUUCAGAAGAUAGCAAACAGAGUACCUCAGGGGCCUCAAAAGAGAUAAAAGAAGCACAGUCCAAUGAGAUCGAUCAUCAAACCUUUGUUGACCUUACUACUCAAGGCCAACAGGAUGACAAGGAACAGGAAUUACACUCAGAUAACGGUGGCGAUUGUGAUAGUAAUGUUGAGAAUGAUGAUGAUAAUGUUGAUUACGAUGAUGGUGAUGAUGAUGAUAUUGACGAUGUUGAUGAUGGUGACGAUGAGGAUGAUGACAAUACUAGUUGUGUAAGUGAGAAGAGCAGUGAAGAUGGCAUUAUGAAUUCUUCUCUAGAUGAAGACUCAGAUGUACCAUUGGAGGUUGCACAGGAUGAUGAUUCGAAGCCAUGGCGCCUAAGAACUGUCAAGUGUCCAAAGUGUCCCAAAAUUUUUCCUAAACAUCAUGGUUUGAAAUUUCAUCUCAGAAGGAUACAUGGUUUGUUUACACUGUAUCCCUGUGCUGUUUGUGGUCAUACUUCUGUUUUGAGCAAGAAGCGAGAAAAGCAUAUAAUUAAGUCACAUGAGGACCUGCUAAAUACCAACGCAAAAUGUAUGUGUAAAGUUUGUGGUCUCAUACUCAAAUCCAGAGUUUCAUUAUGGCGUCACAAGAAAAAACAUAAGGAAGAUCGAUGCUGCAAAGUAUGUAAUACAAUGUUCAAGUCUCUGGAAGAAUUAGAUGUACAUUCAAAAACUUCACACCCAACAGACAUGACUGAAAACCCUCCACAAAAUGAAGGUGACUACAAAUUCAAAUGUCACCUUUGCGAAAAUAUUGCAUUUAGGAGUGAAAAAGAUUGGAGGGAACACUAUAUGCUGAUUCAUUUUACUCAAGCAGUCUAUGCUUGUGACCUGUGUGACAAAACAUAUCACACCAAAGAACACCUAGAAAUGCAUAAGCACACUCAUGCUGGAGAGAAACCGUACAUGUGUGAACUUUGUGCCUCGAGAUUUUCUGGGAAGUCAUCCUUAAAAAGUCACCUCCGGAAAAUUCACUCAGCCAGAGAAUAUGUGUGUAAAGUCUGCCAAAAGAAAUAUGGUUCAUAUGCAGGUCUUUAUUACCAUAAUAGGAUUCAACAUCUUGGUAUAGCCCCCUUUGUUUGUCAUGAAUGCGGAAAGAAAUUUAAAUCUACAAAUGGACUCUUAUUUCAUAUGAGGACCCACUCAGGUGAAAAACCCUACAGCUGUGAGCACUGUAGCUUUGCCUCAAGAUCAUUAGCUGGAUUGUAUGCCCAUCGUGUAACUCAUUCUGAUGAUAAACCAUUCAAAUGUGAUGAGUGUGAUAAAAGUUUUAAACUAAAAGGCUGGCUACAAGUGCAUAAAAAAACACAUGCUGGUGUAAAAAAAUUUGUCUGUGACAUUUGUAAAUUUUCUUUUAUUGCAAAUUAUCAGUUGAAGUCUCACAUGAAAGUUCACUCUGGCGAACGGCCCCAUAUUUGUGACAUAUGCUCAAAGUCUUUUGCUAGAAAGGACACUCUUACUGAGCAUAGGAGAACUCAUACUAAGGAAACAAAAUACACUUGUAAAACCUGCAACUUAGGUUUUAUGUUUUUGAAGCCAUUUAAGAAACACAAAUGCACUGCCAAUACCAGUAAUUCAAAUAAUUUAGAUUUGCAGAGAGUAGAUUUGUUAUUAGACAGCCUAGAGGAAGAGGAUGAGUAAUCUAUCAUGUAACACUCAACUAGUUAUUUAAGAUUCCUGCUAUUAACAUUUUUAAAAUAGUUUUUACAAAAUUAUUGGACAGGACCUGCUCUUGGUAUAAAAAAAAUCCUUGUUUCUUGUUAAAUUAUGAUUUAGCGGAUUUGGUGCUUUGCAUCAAGAUUCAGAGCUUGAAGACUGUUUACACUGUAUACAAAUCAGGAUAUUACUAUGUUUCUACUGUAAUUUUGUAUCCUGGAUAGUACCGUGACAGUAAAGCAGCUGACAGAUUAUGGUCAGCUUUACCGAGCCCCUGUAAACAAAUUUCAAUAAAAUUGUGAUAUUUCAGUA
Molecule: messenger RNA, 2676 nt
Organism: Frankliniella occidentalis (western flower thrips)
Lineage: Eukaryota; Metazoa; Arthropoda; Insecta; Thysanoptera; Thripidae
Product: zinc finger protein 878-like
Exons: 5
Coding region: 85-2349 (754 amino acids)
Biological process (GO): regulation of transcription by RNA polymerase II
Cellular component (GO): nucleus
Molecular function (GO): RNA polymerase II transcription regulatory region sequence-specific DNA binding; zinc ion binding; DNA-binding transcription factor activity, RNA polymerase II-specific
Source: RefSeq, a predicted model, not a curated record